AAAAAAAUAGUAGAAAGAACAGAAUGGCUCUCUCCUUUCCUUUUCUAUUCAAACCUCGUCGUCGUUCAACUGCACAACCCACUUCCGUCAUUCUGUAUACCUUUUCCGUACAAAACCAGCAUCAUGCACUCCACAAAAUCUCGCCGCCGGAGGAUCGUUCCGGCCCCUGCUACCGCCGACCUCUCCGAUAAACAAGAUCAACUCCUCCUCUCCGCCGCCAUCUGCAACGGUGAAGAUCUCGGCCCCUUCGUCCGCAAAGCUUUUGCCUCAGGCAAACCCGAAACCCUCCUCCACCUCCUCAAAAGCUUCUCCAGAUCCAAGGAAUCCGAGAUCGAGGACGUCUGCCGCGCUCACUACCAGGACUUCAUUGUCGCCGUCGACGAUCUCCGAUCCCUAUUAUCCGAUGUCGAUUCACUCAAAUCCUCUCUCUCCAACUCCAACUCCAAACUUCAAAACGUCGCGGUACCUCUCCUCACCUCCCUCGACUCCUUCGUCGAAGCUAAAAACAAGUGCUCCAACAUCACCCUCGCCAUAAACUCCCUCAACGAGUGCGCGCUGCUUAUGGAGCUUUGCAGGCGUGCGAAUUUUCAUCUUUCCAAAAACAACUUCUACAUGGCGUUGAAAUGCCUGGAUUCAAUCGAAUCGAAUUUCCUGGCCGAAACGCCGUCGACUACUCUGCAAAGGAUGCUGGAGAAGCAGAUCCCCGCAAUUAGGGUUCACAUAGAGAGAAAAUCGAGUAAAGAAUUUGGGGAUUGGCUGGUCGAGAUCCGAACCGUGAGCAGAAAUUUAGGCCAGCUCGCCAUCGGACAGGCCUCAGCAGCUCGCCAGAGAGAAGAAGAACUUCGAAUUAAGCAGCGCCAAGCCGAGGAACAAAGCCGCCUCAGCUUGAGAGAUUGUGCCUAUGCAUUAGAAGAAGAGGAACACGAUGAAAUGGACAGCGAGGUCGACGGAAAUGGAGUUUCUAGCUUCGAUUUAAUGCCUCUGCACAGGGCUUACCAUAUCCAUCGAACCCUAGGGCUUGAAGAAACCUUUAAGCAGUACUAUUUCGAGAACAGGAAGCUGCAGCUCACAUCUGAUUUCCAGGUCUCAUCAAUGACUCCAUUCCUCGAGUCCCACCAGACAUUUUUUGCACAAAUUGCAGGAUUCUUCAUAGUCGAGGAUAGCGUUUUGAGGACGGGAGGAGGAUUGGUUUCAAAAAUGGAGGUGGAGAAUCUGUGGGAUACUGCAGUGAGCAAGAUGUGCUCAGUGUUGGAAGAUCAGUUUUCCAGGAUGCAAACUGCUAAUCACUUGCUGUUGAUAAAGGAUUACGUGAGUUUGCUCGGUGUUACUCUCCGUAGAUUUGGAUAUCCAGUUGAUGCUUUGCUCGACGUCUUGAGCAAGCACAGGGACAAGUAUCAUGAGCUGUUACUGUCCGAUUGUCAAAAGCAGUUCGCCGAAGCUCUGGCAGCCGACAAGCUUGAGCAGAUGUACAUGAAAAAGGAGUACGAGUAUUCGAUGAAUGUUCUUUCUUUUCAGCUGCAAACAUCAAGCAUCAUGCCGGCAUUUCCAUACGUCGCUCCAUUUUCUUCUACGGUGCCCGAUUGCUGUAGAAUUGUGAGGUCGUUUAUAGAGGAUUCGGUGAGUUUCAUGGCAUAUAGCGGGCAGCUAGACUUUUACGAUGUCGUUAAAAAGUACUUGGACAGGCUGUUAUCGGAGGUUUUGGACAGGGCAUUGUCUAAAGUUAUUAGUGGUUCGAUCAAUGGAGUUGCGCAAGCUAUGCAGAUGGCAGCGAAUAUGUCGGUGUUUGAACGAGCUUGUGAUUUUUUCUUCCGUCAUGCUGCGCAGCUGUCCGGGAUUCCUUUGAGGAUAGCUGAGAGAGGAAGGAGACAGUUUCCAUUGAUGAAAGCUCGGGAAGCUGCAGAGGAGGCGCUCUCGGGGUUGUUGAAGCAAAAAGUCGAUGGCUUUCUAACAUUGAUUGAAAAUGUGGAUUGGAUGGCGGAUGAUCCUCCGCAGGGAGGGAAUGAGUAUUCGAACGAGGUGAUAAUUUUCUUGGAAACAUUGGUUUCGACUGCGCAGCAGGUCUUACCCGUUGAAGUACUGAAACGGGUUUUGCAAGAUGUUCUUGCGCAUAUAUCGGAGGUGAUUGUCGGGGCCUUACAUGGGGAUUCGGUUAAGAGAUUUAACAUCAAUUCGAUCAUGGGACUUGAUGUCGAUGUUAAGCUGUUGGAAUCUUUUGCUGAAAAUCAGGCGCAUAUUAUGUCGGAGGCAGAUGCAAGUGAAUUGAAGUCGGGGCUUGCCGAGUCGAGGCAAAUGGUGAAUUUGCUUUUGAGUAGUCAUCCUGAGAACUACUUGAAUCCAGUGAUAAGGGAAAGAAGCUACAACAAGCUCGACCAUCGGAUAGUGGUCGCAAUUUCGGAGAAAUUAAAGGAUCAAUCUGACAGAAUAUUUGCAUCUUUUGGAACAAGAGGAGCUAGGCAGAAUCCUAAGAAGAAAUCCCUUGAUGCAAUGAUAAGAAGGCUCAAGGAUGCAAACUGAAAUUGUAUCCUAACUUCUAUUUAUUGUUGUUAUCAUAUUUACUCAA
Molecule: messenger RNA, 2560 nt
Organism: Andrographis paniculata
Lineage: Eukaryota; Viridiplantae; Streptophyta; Magnoliopsida; Lamiales; Acanthaceae
Product: exocyst complex component SEC15B-like
Exons: 1
Coding region: 124-2514 (796 amino acids)
Biological process (GO): exocytosis; Golgi to plasma membrane transport; intracellular protein transport
Cellular component (GO): exocyst; membrane
Source: RefSeq, a predicted model, not a curated record